ACUACUUCUUGCGUAUUCAUUUUUUUGUUUACUAGUCCGCACAUCGAACGAUCUAAAAUAGAUACAAAAUUCCUCGAGCGAUCGAGAGCGUUUGUUACAUACGCACUUGUGUUACUUGCAAUAGUUGUAACACUCGCAACAUCAAUUCGGAACGUCACUCUCUCUCUCACUUUUCUUGAAACCAUCUGACGUGUUCCAUCACGGACACCAAAUGACGCUACUGAUCUCGGACAACCUCGGAGGAAGAGAUUAGCGAGGAGGGAGAGAUUAUACAGUUUUCUCAUCGUGUCAUCGAAGUCUAAUUGAAAACAUUGUCCGAUACGUUAUCGAUUUAACGUAAUCAUUAUCAAUCGUUAAUCUCUUUUGCACGUGGUCAUUAACAUGAACUCAGUGCCGCGGGUGCCGCAAAUUUUGUUGUGAGACUUUGUAUUUUUUUCGCGAACUGACGGAUAUGGCAGACUUAAAACCGAAUGACGAAUUGGACUGGGUGAAAAUACAUGAAGAUCUGAAUAACACUUAUAUUACCGAGACGUUUUUUCAGAAGGCGAUACGUAAAACGCGAGAGAAUCCACUAGUACCGAUAGGAACCCUCGCGACUAUAACAGCUCUAAGUAUUGGACUCAUCAGCUUUUAUAAAGGAAAGAGAGAAAUGCAACAAUACAUGAUGCGUGCUCGUGUUGGUGCUCAAGCAUUUACUAUCGUUUGCAUGGUCGUAGGAUUUAUAAUGAUACCCAAGUCAAAGUGAAAUUGAUAUGUUGAUUUAUGAAUCAACAUCAAGUUUCUACUGUAGUAUUAGGCUUGUUCUGGUCAUAUGAUAUACUUAAUAUGAACAUCCCUUAUAUAAUUUGGGAUAAUCUCUGUUGAUGUUGUAAAAAUAUUUUGAAAUAAAAAUAUUUACAAAAAUGUAACUAAU
This is a messenger RNA of Atta colombica, 913 nucleotides long. Its product is annotated as HIG1 domain family member 2A, mitochondrial. The coding region runs from base 452 to 745 and encodes 97 amino acids. The transcript is spliced from 2 exons. Gene Ontology annotation, biological process: mitochondrial respirasome assembly. NCBI's taxonomy places the organism in Eukaryota, Metazoa, Arthropoda, Insecta, Hymenoptera, Formicidae. The record is from RefSeq and is a predicted model, not a curated record. Gene Ontology annotation, cellular component: mitochondrion.